This is a messenger RNA of Osmerus eperlanus (European smelt), 914 nucleotides long. It is a transcript of the gene churc1, whose product is annotated as churchill domain containing 1. Gene Ontology annotation, molecular function: zinc ion binding. The transcript has 4 exons. NCBI's taxonomy places the organism in Eukaryota, Metazoa, Chordata, Actinopteri, Osmeriformes, Osmeridae. The coding region runs from base 143 to 481 and encodes 112 amino acids. The record is from RefSeq and is a predicted model, not a curated record. Gene Ontology annotation, biological process: fibroblast growth factor receptor signaling pathway; multicellular organism development; positive regulation of DNA-templated transcription.
AAAAGAAGAAGAACGGGUCGUUACAUUGCGGAAGUGAAUACUUUGUGAUGAUUAUUCUGCUAGAGUAGCCUAAUAAUAAAAACUGUCACACCGUAGCCGACUCACAGAUCUUUUUAAUUAAUUAUUCCGCUAAAGGGGGGAGAUGUGCAAUGGUUGUGUACAAAAAGAAUACCCUGACAGGGGAAGCAUCUGUUUGGAGAAUGGUUCCUAUCUGAUGAAUUACCUGGCCUGUGCCAACUGCCACCAAAGGGACUUUGUCUUGAUCAGUAAUAAGUCCACAGAAGAAGAGGAUGGAGAGGAGAUUGUCACUUAUGACCAUGUGUGUAAGAAUUGUGAACACGUGAUAGCCCGGCAUGAGUACACAUUCUCUGUGGUUGACGAAUAUCAGGAGUACACAAUGCUCUGCUUGCUCUGUGGGAAGGCAGAAGACUCCAUCAGUGUGCUGCCAGACGAUCCCAGACAGUCUGCCCCUCUCUUUUAGACCUGCAGCUCAGCAAGCUUACAGCCAAGACAAACCAGCAGCAUCUCACCUUAAGAAGGCUGUGCAAGUAUCGCGUCACAGACCACACUGCAUUGGUUCUCUCAUAUCUACACUAGAGAUAGUAUCCAUUUUCAUCUCAGAUUUAGUAUGUGGUGAAAAUAUCAGUGAGUGUGAAAGUGGUAACUUCUUUAACAAGAUUUGGAGCCAAGGAGAAUAUAGAUCACAUGCAGGGGAAGCAGAUUCAUUCUGGACCUCUGUCAUGUUGAUAAGCUCAGUCAGUGAAUACAUUUUGGGGAAAUGUCUAUUGAACUUCUGAGAAAGAAAGGUUUUGUAUGAAUUGUUUAAUCUUGGAAUCAAAAUGUCAGUUUGUGUCAAUGCAGCUGUAACAAUGGGAAGAAAAAAUAAUUGUAUAAAAUAAACUUUUUUUCAUGUA